This is a messenger RNA of Oncorhynchus masou masou (cherry salmon), 2527 nucleotides long. RefSeq names its product ATP-dependent (S)-NAD(P)H-hydrate dehydratase-like. Bases 20 to 1972 code for a protein of 650 amino acids. Gene Ontology annotation, biological process: metabolite repair. The record is from RefSeq and is a predicted model, not a curated record. Lineage: Eukaryota; Metazoa; Chordata; Actinopteri; Salmoniformes; Salmonidae. The transcript has 10 exons. Gene Ontology annotation, molecular function: ATP-dependent NAD(P)H-hydrate dehydratase activity.
GUUCUCGCACCUGAUAAUUAUGCUCGCCAAUUCAACACGGGGCUUUCUCUGGUCGGAUGUCGAAACCAGAACCUUGCUGAAUAUCUGGGGGGAGCGGGACAUCCAGACGGCUUUGGGCGGAAACUUCCGAAACAGUCAUGUCUACCGCGACGUCGCCCGAAGGUUGGGAAUUAUGGGGUUCGAAAGAACCCCAGAGCAGUGUAGGGUGCGAAUCAAAAGCCUGAAAAGGCAGUUUAUCCUGGCCAAGGAGGGCAACCUGAGGAACGACGGACAAUACCAAAAAAUCUGCAAGUUCUACGAUGCCAUGGAGACGAUACUAAACUGCCGUCCCCAGAUUGACCCCCAGGAGUUAGACAGUGGGGCCGUGGGGGAUGAGACUGAGGAGGAAGUGGACACAGACCCUCCACAGGACCCAUACUUGGAGAGCACAGGGGAAAGCUCCUACCCAGAAACCCAAGUGAAGCUCGAAUACCCUCCCAUCCCUUUGACAGUGGGAAAUAGCACUACAGUCAGACAGAUCAGCAGCCAGUCAGCUGGUGGGCCAUCCUCCAAGCGGCCCAAGAAGCGGCACGCCGACCUGGCCCUGGACAGUGUGACGAAGCGCCUCCUGGAGCAAAGUGCCGAGGCUGAGCAGAGCUUAUACCAGAUGGAGGAGCAGCGUCUGCAGGCCGAGGACCACCGGCGAGAAGCCAAACAUGCCCGUCAGCUCCACAUGCUCCAGGUGUUGGGACAGAUGUUUUCCAGCAUCGCCACCAGGAACGCUGUCGCCACAGCUACCCCAAACACAGCAAUGCCACCUGCUCUGAAUACCAUGGAGUCCACCAUGCAGCCAGGUGUGCCCAUGUCCGCCUCUGGCCAAAUGAGGCGUGGUCGGUCGAGUCACCGCCGAGUCCGCUCGCCCCAGUCCCAGGCUGAGUGGCCCAGCUACCACAGUCAACCACAGUCCAACGCAGGUUUAGUCCUCGAGCGCUCCUUCUCCCUUGGGACAGCAGCACGCCGAGGAAUGGAUGAUAUCCUUCCACUGGUGAAGAAUAUAGUCCCUCAGCUGACGUCUAAAAAGCACAAAGGUCAAGAUGGGAGGAUUGGGAUUAUUGGGGGAUGUCAGGAGUAUACAGGAGCUCCGUACUUUGCUGCUAUCUCAGCAUUGAAAGUGGGGGCCGAUGUGUCACACGUAUUCUGCACUAAAGCUGCAGCGACGGUGAUCAAAUCCUACAGUCCGGAGCUCAUAGUUCAUCCUGUGCUGGACAGCCCCAAUGCAGUGGAGGAGAUCGAGAAAUGGCUCCCCAGACUUCACUGCCUGGUGGUGGGCCCGGGGCUGGGCAGAGAUGAAAUGCUGCUGAAAACCGCCAAGGAAGUAAUUGAGAAGUCCAAAGCAAGAGAUACCCCUAUAGUUAUUGAUGCAGACGGGCUGUGGCUGGUUGCUCAGCAACCUUCGGUCAUCCAAGGGUACAAGAAGGGCAUCCUCACUCCCAACUACAUGGAAUUCACCCGGUUGUAUGAGGCUAUGGUAAGUCUGCCAGUUCAGCUCUGUGUGUGUUGUGUGUUUAUCAUUAUCCUACUGUCUGUCUGUCUUAUUCAGCACCAUGAGCCUCUGGAUAGCAGUGACCAUCAGAGGAGUGCCAUGGAGCUCAGUGUUGCCAUGGGCAACCUGACUGUGGUGCUCAAGGGGGAGGACGACCUUAUCACUGACGGCAACAAGGUGAUCUUGUGCAGACAGGAGGGCAGCGGGUGUAGGUGUGGGGGACAAGGUGACCUCCUAUCUGGCUCUCUGGGAGUGCUGGCACACUGGGCAUAUACCUCCUCAGCAGACAUGACCAAAAGUGUGAACCCAUCAGUGGUGGCAGCGUUCGGGGCCUGUUCUCUGACCAGACAGUGUAACAGACAGGCCUUUCACAAACAUUGGCGAGCCACCACCACCACAGACAUGAUCCAGGAGAUCAGCUCCGCCUUCAAAAAACUAUUUGAGAGCUGAGAACGGUCUACAGGGGUCCAAGAUACUCACAUACACUUACAUACAUGCAUACAUACUGUACAUAGACAUAACAACACACUCUUCCAUGGGAAUCCUGAGAAUCCAUUCUCUAUCUUUACUGUCAUCCAUAAUAGAAUCUUAGUGACAGUAUGGCACCGGUGUGGUCUCCUGUUUUUGUCAUAAACAUAUUUUACAUUGUAAAUAUUAAAAUGUUGUUUGAAAGUUAACUUCUUUGUUCUGUCUUCUACCUCCCUCACAGUGUUGCACAGAGUUAGAUUAUCUUGGAUCAAUGAUAACUGUCAGCUCAAACAGUGCGAAAUGCCUGCGAUGGAGAGAAACUUUGUUUACAUUUUAAAUAAUUGCCAUUCUGUCAUACUGCCACCAGAGGGCACAUGCAUUGUAUUUACGAUAUGGCGGGUUAUCGCCUUCAUAACAUCAGAGCAAAACUCUGGACUGUAUCAAGCUAAAAUGUAACAUCAACAUGUCAGGCAUCAACCAUUUUCACAAGAUCUGCAUAAUUGUAAACUAAAUGCAUUAAAACAAUAGACUUAAAAA